This is a messenger RNA of Prorocentrum cordatum, 402 nucleotides long. NCBI's taxonomy places the organism in Eukaryota, Dinophyceae, Prorocentrales, Prorocentraceae. The record is from the annotation of a GenBank genome assembly.
AUGUGGGAGGCGAGGCUGGAGCCCACCCUGUUCAGCUACAACGCUGGGAUCAGCGCGUGUGAGAAGGGUCGACUGUGGCAGCAGGCGCUGGCGCUGCUGAGCGAGGCGCGGGAGAAAACGGUGGAGCUCGACGUCAGCUACAGCGCUGGGAUAAGCGCAUGCGAGAAAGGCCAGCAGUGGAAGCGGGCUAUGGUGCUGUUCGGAGAGAUGCGGGAGGCCGAGCUGGAGCCAACUGUCAUUCUCUACAUUGCAGGGACAUGCGCGUGCGAGAAGGAGGUGCAGCGCGGGCGUCCCCGCGCGCGUCCGGGCGGCUUCGGCCGGCUCCAGCGCGUCUCCUGGCGGCUCCAGCGCACUCCAAGAUGGCCCCUAAGACGGUCCCAGGGCCUCCAAGACGGCCCAUGA